GCGAGAGAGAGAGAGAGAGAGACUGUGAGGGAGGGAUGUGGCAAGUCUGGCCCCUCUCUCCGAAGGGAAGCAUUUACGCGCGAUCCAGCGGUCAUUCUCCAGCAGCGCUGCCCUGCCACCGGGACUAUUUUCAUCAUGGCAACUUUUAACCUGCGCACUUCCACAUAGGCUUGCGCGCUCCUCUGCGCGGUGCGCGGAGACGGAAACAACCCCCCCCACCGCACAACUUUUAGCUGCGCACGCCGUCUGAACGCGCGGCGGUGAAGUUGUUCCACCUUCCGUUUGGUGCCAAUUAUACCGCCUGUGUGUUGCAGCCUGCCCGGUCGCCCCUGACCCCGUUACCGGGCUUUAAUGUCAUCUCCCUGGCACCUAAGUGGGGGGAAUUACUCCACUUCUGGGCUCCGAUCGGGAAAAGAAGAAGAGCAACGCGGCAGAAGGCCGCGCUCCACCCGGGUCCAGCCUCAGGGUCGCCGCUGAAGCACAGGAUCACGACUGUGUGGAUAAGAACCUUGAGGGUUUUGACAUUUUGUUUCUCGCUGUCUGUUUAUUUUUUCUAUUUUUUUCUAUCCUCUUUUGGCCUCGCUGCUGCUGCUUUUUUUUUUUUUUUUUUUUCUUUGGAGGGGGGGCGCCCAGAUGAUGGGGUGGUGUUGCUCCGGCAUAUGCGGAGCCCUGGCUCUCCUGGCGCUCCUGUGUCCCCUGCGGCAGAGAGGCUGCUGGGGGCUGAAUCCCAGCUCUGGGGAUGUGGAGGAGUCCCCGCGCUCUGACCCGGACCCCCGGGAGGCCCCGCACAGGCACAGACGCAGCUGGGUAUGGAACCAGUUCUUCGUGUUGGAGGAGUACACCGGAAAUGAGCCGCUCUACGUUGGCAAGCUGCACUCGGACGUGGACAAAGGGGACGGCAAGGUGAAGUACGUGUUGUCCGGCGAGGGCUCCUCCUCCAUCUUCACCAUCGACGAGAACACGGGGGACAUCCACGCCACCAAGCGCCUGGACCGCGAGGCGCAGGCCUACUACACCCUGCAAGCGCAAGCCGUGGACCGGAUCACCAGCAUUCCCGUGGAGCCCAGGUCCGAAUUCGUGGUCAAGGUGCAGGACAUCAACGACAACGAGCCAAAGUUCCUAGACGGGCCGUACCUGGCCGGAGUGCCGGAGAUGUCCCCUUUAGGAACCAUGGUGGUGCAAGUGGCGGCCACAGACGCAGAUGACCCGACGUACGGGAACAGCGCCAGGGUGGUUUACAGCAUCAUCCACGGACAGCCGUACUUCUCAGUGGAGCCCAAGACGGGCGUCAUCAGGACGGCGCUGCCCAACAUGGACCGGGAGACCAGGGACCAGUACGUGCUCGUCAUCCAGGCCAAAGACAUGGUGGGCCAGAUGGGCGGCCUCUCCGGCACCACCUCCGUCACCGUCACGCUCACCGACGUCAACGACAACCCGCCCCGCUUCACCCACAAAAACUAUCUGCACGCGGUGCCGGAGUCGCUGCCGCUGCGAUCCGUCGUGGCCAGAAUCAAAGCGGCCGACGCGGACGUCGGCUCCAACGCCGAGAUGGACUACAGGAUCAUGGACGGCGACGGGCCCGGCGUGUUCAACAUAACGACCGACGAGAGCACGCAGGACGGGGUCAUCGUUCUCCUCAAGCCUCUGGACUUUGAAACGAAGAGCACCUUCUCCCUGAGAAUCGAGGCUACCAACAGGAACAUUGACUCCAACUUCCUGAGCGCCGGGCCGUUCAGCGACACGGCGUCCGUCCGGGUGACCGUGGAGGACGUGAACGAGCCGCCCGUCUUCUCGCCGCCGCUCAGCAGGAUGGUCGUCUCGGAGGACGCCCGGGUGGGCACCUCCAUCGGCAAAGUCUCCGCCCACGACCCGGACAGCUCCGGCAACGCCAUCAGGUACUCCAUCGACAGAAACACGGACCUGGAGCGCUUCUUCAACGUGGACGCUCUGAGCGGCCUCAUCAGUUCGGCCAAGCCUCUGGACCGGGAGGCCAACUCCAUCCACAACCUCACCGUCUUCGCCAUCGAGACGCAGGACCCGACCCAAAUUGGAAAAGGCGUCGCUCUCAUCACCGUGCUGGACAUAAACGAUAACGCUCCGGUCUUCGCACUAGACUAUGAAACCGUCCUCUGUGAAAACGCCGCGGCAGGACAGGUGAUCCAGACCGUCAGCGCCGUGGACAAGGACGAACCUCCGAGCGGCCACCGCUUCUACUUCGCCCUCGCCGCCGCCGUCGCCGGCAACCCCAACUUCACCCUGCGGGACAACAAAGACAACACGGCCUCCGUGCUGACCAGGCGAGGCGGGUUCCGGAGGCGGGAGCAGGCCGCGUACCGGCUGCCGGUUGUGAUCGUGGACAGCGGGAGCCCCGCCCUCAGCAGCACCAACGCGCUGUCGGUGCGCGUGUGCGACUGCGACUCGGACGGCGUGGCCCUGUCCUGCGGCGCCGUGGCCUACACGGCCACCGGCCUGAGCACCGGCGCCCUGGUGGCGAUCCUGGGCUGCAUCAUCACGCUCCUGGUGAUGGUGCUGCUGAUCGUGACGAUGCGGCGGCGGCGGAAGGAGCCCCUGAUCCUGGAGGAGGAGCGCGACAUCAGGGAGAAUAUCGUCCGCUACGACGACGAGGGCGGCGGCGAGGAGGACACGGAGGCCUUCGACAUGGUGACCCUGCGCAACCUCAACGCCAUCCGGGACCCCGGGGCGCGGCGGGACGUGACGCCGGACACGCCCACCUUCUUCCGCUACGCGCCCGCCGCCCGCCCGGCCCACAAGUCGCUGCCGGACAACGUGGUGUUCCGGGAGUUCAUCUGGGAGCGGCUGAAGGACGCCGACGUGGACUCGGCGGCGCCCCCUUACGACUCGCUGCAGACGUACGCCUUCGAGGGCAGCGGCUCGGUGGCCGCGUCGCUGAGCUCGCUGGAGUCGCUGAGCGCCGACUCGGAGCAGAGCUACGACUACCUCAGCAGCUGGGGGCCGCGCUUCAAGAAGCUGGCUGACCUGUACGGCGGAGGCGAAGGGGCCGGCGUUUUCUCAUAGCCCCCCGACCCCCCAACCCCCCCCCCCCGCCCUGAACAUUUCUCCGGAACUAGAGAAACAGAGGGGGGGGGAAAAAGAAAAAAUAGAAGAAAAAAAACUCCCAAAAAAAAAGAAAGU
Molecule: messenger RNA, 3153 nt
Organism: Pungitius pungitius (ninespine stickleback)
Lineage: Eukaryota; Metazoa; Chordata; Actinopteri; Perciformes; Gasterosteidae
Gene: cdh7a
Product: cadherin 7a
Exons: 12
Coding region: 634-3036 (800 amino acids)
Biological process (GO): multicellular organism development; adherens junction organization; cell-cell adhesion mediated by cadherin
Cellular component (GO): plasma membrane; catenin complex; adherens junction
Molecular function (GO): cadherin binding; calcium ion binding
Source: RefSeq, a predicted model, not a curated record